Molecule: messenger RNA, 2917 nt
Organism: Sitophilus oryzae (rice weevil)
Lineage: Eukaryota; Metazoa; Arthropoda; Insecta; Coleoptera; Curculionidae
Exons: 4
Coding region: 512-2917 (801 amino acids)
Biological process (GO): proteolysis
Molecular function (GO): nucleic acid binding; aspartic-type endopeptidase activity; zinc ion binding
Source: RefSeq, a predicted model, not a curated record
AUUUUCUUUCACUUUCAUUACAAUUUAAAGUCGUGAAACUUCCUGGGGUAUUUAGCAUAUAGUUAAUUAAUUAAAUAAAGCCUUAAUGUUAUGUUAUAGUUAACUGUGUGUUUUAUUUCUUUUCAUUUCAACACUCCCUGGUAUCUCCACUGUAUAAAAGCUACCCGUAUUGGCGAAACGUGGUCCUCUUCCACUAUAAAUAACAGAGGUGGCGCCCGAGAGAUUUAAAUUUCCUACUGUACGCCAGUAAGGCUAUUUAUUUUUCACUGAACCAAAGAAAAAUAAAUUGAGACUCUUACAAAAUUGGCGCCCGAGCAGGGACUUGAUUGUUUUGAAGAUUAAACCGUCAAAAUACCAGGAAAACCGGGUAAAGCUAGUAAAAGCAAGAAAGCUAUUGAAACAGUGUGAGAGGAGGUGAAAAGAAAGUAACAACCGUCGAGCAUAAGUACCUCUAGAGACAAGUAAAGUCUCAGUGUUUCUGUGUUAAAAGACUAGUGAAAUCUAGAGCGAUAUGGAAACUGAGGAAGAUUUUUUGUCGAUCGGUGCUUCCGUUGAAGGUAACGACGCCGUACCGUCGCUGUCGCAUACAGGUUUGAACCUGGCGCCGUCUGGCACAAGUGCUGAAUCUGAUUUCAGGACAGGGUGGAUUUAUUCCCUGAAGAAGUCUGAAUUAGCCGCACAACUGGUGCGUUUUGGACUGGAUAGUACCGGGACUGUCGAAGAAAUGCGAAGAAGAAUAGUGAGAUUCAUUAGAGAAGGACAGGCGAGUCCACAGCCUGUCGCACAGCCUUUUGGAUUUCCUGGAAAUAGUGCUGUUGUACCGACAGUGAGCUCUACAGCCACCCUGACCACUACGACAGUGACAACUACAGUGACAGCAACCUCGAGUGGAUACAUUGCUGGACGUGUAGUGCCUUCUCCGGUGGUCUAUACUUCUACUUCACAGCCUGUCCCUCUGCCGAUAAAUCCAGGUAUGUCAAAUAGUUUUAAUACUAAUCCUAUACAAGUUUACAAAUGGGGGGUGACAUUUAAUGGUCGCUCGGACCCUGUAACAUUCUUAGAGAGACUGGAAGAAAUUUGUAUAGCACAGAAUAUACAUCCGGAUCGUUUAUUGCCACAUUUGCCAGAAGUUUUGCAAGGAGAAGCUGCGCUCUGGUACCGCAAUAACCGAGUAAAUUACAGGACCUGGGAAGAAUUUACUGGAGAAUUUAAAAUUUUUUAUUAUCCAGUAAAUUAUGAGGUGGACCUAGAGGCGAAGAUAAGUCGUCGAGUGCAAAGACAUAACGAGUCUGUCACGGCGUACAUCACUGAUCUUCAAACGUUGAUCCGCAGACAUGGCAGCAUCUCUCUGAAUCAAGAAUUGCAGUGGUUGUACAGAAAUUUGUUACCUGAAUUUCGUCAGUAUGUCCGAAGAGGAGAUUUUCACGAUAUUUCAUCGUUCUCAAGAAUAACCAAGGAGUUUGAACUGCUUAAUCAGGAACUGCAGCGAUCGUCCCGUACUUAUGCACCGUCCGAUGUCGAAGCCCGACCGAAUAAUACGCCUCGGCGAGACAGGCUGGAAAAUGAGCAUGCUGGAGCCAGGAGCAACCUGAUGGUUAUCCAGAGCCAAUCGCCGUCUCAGAGUAAACAGAGACAUGUGUCUGUUACUCCCCGUGUUUCAAGAUAUCCGUAUAGAGCGCCGAACUCUGCAAAACAGACUUCAGAAGCAAUCUGUUGGAGAUGUGGACAGACAGGACACUUCCGCAGACAGUGCACAUCCGAGCCCAAAAUCUUUUGUUCCCGAUGCAAAAAGACAGGUGUUCUUUCUAGGAAUUGUCCAUGUGUGAGCCCAAGAAAGCGGGAACCAAACCGCACAGAAAUAUCCCAGGAACAACAUUAUUCACCAACGGAGAUUGUUGAAGAAUUACCACAAAUCAUACGUCAAGAAAUUCGUCCUGUUGUGAAGAUUCGCUACCGGAACACCGACUAUUUGGCACUCCUGGAUACUGGAGCUGCCCAUUCCUAUAUUGGAAAGAAAUUGACAGAACAGUGCCAAACUUCCAAGGCAAUUCCUGUCAAACCCACGGUAAAAGGAGCGAGACUUGCUAAUGGUGCCACGGAGUCCAUUAGCACAGCAUUUAGGAUGAAAAUCCAAGUAGGAGAGCAGUCUCUGAAUGAGGUUUUCCACAGUCUAAAAGACUUAGUUUCGGAUAUGAUUAUUGGUAUGGAUAUUCUGGGCAAACAUGACUUCCAGAUUGAUUUACGAACCCGACAGAUCCGAUUGAAUGCUAAGUUGAUCCGAAGCUCCGCCGAAGGUUUACAAGUAAACCCGAAGAAAAAUGUUGAACAAACAACCGAGAAGUUGGGAAAGACCAAUAAUCAAGCAUCCGUUUCUAAAGGCGGUCGCCUUCCGAUAAAAACGAGUCUACAGAGUCCUGUAAGAAGAGUUCCGCAGACGAUCAAACUAACAAGUUUUCUGACUCAAAGAUAUGUGGAACACUCGGCGUGCGAUCACAAGAUUGCAAGUGUAGAUGUAUACCUUCCCGUUCAAAUCACACCGAAUCCUGGGCUGAUGGAUGUUGGUCAAGAGGAAGAUCAACAGGCAUCUAAACAGAUAGAUCUACGUCGUUGGACCAUGAGGGACUCACCGAAGUUCUCAACUCCGCUGGACCACGAGGGACUCACCGAAGCCUUCAACGCCGCUGGACAACGAGAGACUCACCGAAGCUUUCAACACCGCUGGACAACGAGGGACUCACCGAAGCUUUCAACACCGCUGGACAACGAGGGACCCACCGAAGCUUUCAACACCGCUGGACAACGAGGGACUCACCGAAGCCGCAAACACCGUUGGAGCAAGCUCGACACGUCGAAGCUCUACACACCGCCGAAGGAAGAUCUUCAAGUUGAAGAAGACCGAAGAUAUUGCGUAAUUUAG